AUGAACCCCUCCAAGCACAUCUCGCCAUUCAACAACGACAAAGACACCGACACAGGUGACCCUCGUAGCUCACCUACGACCGUCUCCCCUGUCGUCUUCUUUGCCGUGAUGGGCAAUCGAUCUCUCGUGCGCCGCGUCACUGAAUGCAUGUCUGGAAUCCCGUUUCUUCUAGCUUCAUACUUUAUCACCCAAAAGCUUGACCGACCAACGCUCAGCUUCAAGGACAACAGCCUCCUCGGGUUCGCCGCGUCCAACGGACAUCUCAGCAUCGUGCAAGCCGCCGUCAAGCACUUCCACCACCAAGGUCGAUGCAAAGAAUAUGCAAUCUUUUGCGCCACGGUCUCCGGCCAACUGCAGAUCCUUGAAUGGCUCUUCACCAAUUACACGAUCCCUCCGGCACCCCCGAUCUCAAUGUAUGCCCUCAACGGCGCCGCCAAGCACGGACAUCUCAAUGUCCUUCAAUUCCUGCACGCCCAUCGAUGCACGGGGUGGACCGCUGACUGCAUGGACAGCGCCGCCGCCCACGGACACUUGAACAUUGUAAAGUUCCUCCACUACAAUCGGUCGGAAGGAUGCACCACGUUUGCUAUGAACCAGGCCGCCGAGAACGGCCACCUGGACGUCGUCCGCUUCCUCCACGAGAACCGAACGGAAGGCUGCACGUCGUUUGCAAUGAACCAAGCGGCCAAGAACGGACAUUUGAGCGUUGUGAAGUUUUUGCACACUCACCGCACGGAAGGGUGCACGACGUACGCCAUGACGAGCGCGGCGUUUUCCGGACAUUUGAGCAUUGUGCAAUUUCUGCACUUCCACCGACAAGAAGGGUGUACGAAGGAAGCGAUGGACGGCGCCGCGCUCUACGGCCAUCUUGACAUUGUCAAGUUUUUGCACGAACAUCGGUCGGAAGGGUGCACUGAGCACGCCAUCAACUGGGCGGCCUCUCGUGGCUCCCUCGACAUCGUCCGGUAUCUCCACGCCAACCGUGAAGAAGGAAGCGUCAACCGCGCUUGCGCCCUCGCCGCGCGCUUUGGCCAUGCCACGAUUGUGAAUUGGUUCCAAGCCCUUUGA
This is a messenger RNA of Aphanomyces invadans, 1068 nucleotides long. RefSeq lists its product as hypothetical. Bases 1 to 1068 code for a protein of 355 amino acids. The transcript has a single exon. Gene Ontology annotation, molecular function: protein binding. The record is from RefSeq and is a predicted model, not a curated record. Lineage: Eukaryota; Oomycota; Saprolegniomycetes; Saprolegniales; Verrucalvaceae.